This is a messenger RNA of Acanthisitta chloris (rifleman), 1101 nucleotides long. RefSeq names its product HORMA domain containing 2 (gene HORMAD2). Bases 1 to 1101 code for a protein of 366 amino acids. The record is from RefSeq and is a predicted model, not a curated record. Lineage: Eukaryota; Metazoa; Chordata; Aves; Passeriformes; Acanthisittidae. The transcript is spliced from 12 exons.
AUGGCUACUCUGCAGCUAUCCAGGCAGAAGAUAAAGCCCCCUGAGGAAGCACUGUUGUUACCCAGUGGCGUUACAGAGCAGCAGUCUGUGGUGCUGGUGAAGAGGCUUCUGGCCAUCUCCGUGUCCUGCAUCACCUACAUGCGGGGGCUGUUCCCGGAGAGCUCCUAUGGAACGCGCUACCUGGAUGACCUCUGUCUAAAAAUUCUCCGAGAAGAUAAAAGCUGUCUGGGAUCACUGCAGAUAGUCAAGUGGAUUCAAGGUUGUUUUGAUGCUUUGGAGAAGCAGUAUCUCCACAUCGCUGUCCUUGCAAUUUACACCAAUCCCAAGGAACCGGAGACAGUGACAGAACUGUAUCAAUUCAAAUUCGAGUACAAAAAGAAGGUGCCCCAGAUGGACAUCAGCAGCAACCACAGGGAGCUGGUGACGGGUGUGUGCAGUGAGGACAUCACCCAGGCCAGCAGGCUCCUGCUCCGCAAGCUGUACCUGCUCAUGCAGAACCUCGGGCCACUGCCCAAUGACAUCACCCUGAGCAUGAAGCUCCUCUACUACAACGAUGUCACUCCCAAAGAUUACCAGCCCCCUGGCUUUAAAGAAGAUCCCAGCUCUGGUAACCUGCUGUUUGAUGGGGAUCCUGUCAGUGUCAGAGUGGGCUCAGUCUCCACUGACUUCCACCUCAUGAAAGUGAAGGUGACAACUGAGAAGAAGAGGAUGGAGAAAGCUGACAGCAGCCUGAUCCAGAAGAAUGACCUUACUGAGAUCUGCCAUCAAGGGUUAGACUGUGAGGAGGAGGAAGAGGAGGGGAGCACAAAGAAUCACCCUCUCCCUCUCAGAACAGAUUCAAAUGAGCAUGAAGGGGACAAAAGUGACUCCCAUCCAGGUAGGAAAACAGAAACAUCUUCCUUUAGGCUUCACAGUACAAGUGGAAAGAAGGCGGCAGGAAUCAAGGAGAUGGGCAGGAUGUCUUGCUCAAGGGGAUCUCAGCAGAUAAGCCACCUGAACCUUGCCUUCAGCCAGGAAGAGGUAAUAGGACCCGGGAAGAAAAGGAAGGUCAGUGAACCAGAGAAGCCGCUUCUGAAGGGCAGGAAAUUAUGUCCAUUCUGA